UUCUCCUGUGUAGUGUUGGUGGAUGUGUUAUUUUGCUUUUACGCAGCACUGUAGUGGGUCCUGUUUUGGCCCGGUUUGGUUUUGCGCCUAGUGUUUUGGUGUGACCUUAUUUCAGUCCUGCAUUAAACUGCGUUCGUCCUACCCUCUGCUCUUUGCGCCUGAUUCCUGCACCCACGCGUUACAAUGUUGAUAGUCAAUGAUUCAUGUUUUGGGUAGGGCUACUAAAGGAGACAAUAUAAAAGCUACACUGAACUUCAACUGCAUUGUCAAAUGAAGGUUCAAGACUCAUGAGAAGUUUCAGACAGUGGUUUCAUGAUGGGAGAUGCUGAGGACAUUGCUGUUGUUGGCAUUGGCUGUAAUUUCCCAGGAGGAGAGGGGCUUGACAAUUUCUGGAAGGUUCUGUUGGAGGGGAAGAACUGUGCUUUACAGAUUCCUGAUGAAAGGUUUGACUCUUCCUACUGGUAUGACCCCAAUGAUGACAAAGUUGGAAAAUCGCGCACAGAUAAGGCUGCACUCAUGGAUGGGUUUAAUGAGUUUGAUCACAAGUUCUUUGGCAUCACUGAAACUGAAGUGGAACAAAUGGACCCCCAGCAGAAACUCCUUCUUCAGUGUGCAUACAGGGCUCUGGAGAAUGCUGGGAUGCCAAUGGAGAAGGCCAGUGGGACCAAGACAGGAGUGUUUAUAGGUCUUAUGAACAGAGAUUAUGAACAAUCUGCUGCAUUUAUGAACCCAAAUGUAAUCAACCACUGCACCGGCACCGGACUUUCUAUGAGUAUAGCAGCCAACAGAGUCUCAUACGUCUUCAACUUCACUGGACCCUCACUCUCCAUUGACUGUGCCUGCUCUUCAUCCCUUGUUGCUCUUCAUUUAGCUUGUCAAGCCAUAAGACAAGGUGACUGCGAGAUGGCUCUUUGUGGUGGCGUCAAUUGUAUCAUACAGCCACUAGUCUUUGUCGCUCUCAGCAAAGCAAAGAUGAUUUCACCUGAAGGCACCAGCAAACCUUUCUCCAGCAGAGCAGAUGGCUAUGGCAGAGGAGAAGGCUGUGGGAUUAUUCUUCUGAAGCCACUAAAAAAAGCUCUCAAGGAGAAUGACCAUGUAUGGGGCAUCAUAAGCAACACUGCUGUAAACCAAGACGGCCACACAGUCACUCCAAUCACCAAGCCAUCCAUGGUCCAGCAAGAGGAGCUGCUGCGAGGAAUCUAUUCAGAGUCUGACCUGUUAUCGGUCCAGUACAUAGAGGCUCAUGGGACUGGAACUCCAGUGGGGGAUCCCAUAGAAGCAGGCAGCAUCUCCAAAGUCAUUGCCAAAGCCAGACCUCCAGGUUCAGAGAUACUCCGCAUCGGCUCUGUGAAAGGCAACAUUGGACACACUGAAUCUGCAGCUGGAGUGGCAGGGCUAAUCAAGGUACUCCUAAUGAUGAAACAUGAAACCAUUGUCCCUUCACUGUUCUACUCUGAGGACAGUGCCAGUAUAGAUGCUAAAGCUUUAAAUGUAAAGAUCCCUACUAAAGCAGAAAAGUGGAGAGAUUCUAUUGCAAGGGUUGCAGGAAUAAACAAUUUUGGUUUUGGAGGAACAAAUGCACAUGCGAUUGUCAAACAACACAAGCAGUCAAAUGUUCCUCAAAAAAGUGGUAGGAAAUCACACAAUUGUUUUGUCCUCUCUGCCAGUUCUGAAAAGUCGAUGAGUAUGAUGAUGGAGGACACAAUUCAACAGAUAGACACAGACAACAAAGGUGAUCUAGAAGCUCUUGCAUACACAUCUGCUUGUAGAAGAAGCCACUUGAAACAUCGAUAUCGGAGGGCAUUCAGAACUCUCUCUCUGGCUGAUCUAAAAGACCAACUCAAGUCUGCCAUGAACAAGGUAACAACACCAUCUUACUCAGAUCCCAGGCUAGUAUUUGUCUUCUGUGGGAACGGUGUAACCUAUCAAGGCAUGUGCCAGCAGCUCCUGAAACAUGAGCCUGUGUUCAGAGAGAAGAUCAGCCAAAUUGAGAUGCUUUUCCAAAAGUUCAAUAACAUGAGUAUCAUAGAGAGACUUGAGAGUGAUUCAGAGAGUAAGGAUCUUUCAAAACCAGAUGUUGUCCAGCCCCUACUCUUUGCCAUUCAGGUUGGCAUAGCCAGUCUCUUCAAGCACUGGGGCAUCAAACCUGAUGCCAUUCUUGGCCACUCUGUAGGAGAGGUUGCUGCUGCCCACUGCUCUGGGCUGUUGUCCCUUGAGGAUGCAGUGAAGGUGAUCUACUUCCGCAGUACUCUGCAGAAUAAGGUCACAGGAGGGAAAAUGCUUGUGGUCAGUAACAUGGUCGUGUCAGAGGUCUUGAACCUCCUUCCCUCCUACUCAGAUAAGAUUUCCUUGGCUGCCUUCAACAGCCCACAGUCCUGCACCCUCUCAGGUUAUGCAGAGGCUAUUGACAGUCUCCAUCAAAAGCUGAGCAGCUCCGUCAAGAAGAAGAAUCUGUUCCUCCGUGUUCUGGAUGUCCCUGCUGCAUACCACAGCCAGAUGAUGGAUCCCAUCCUGUCUCAACUAGAGGACAGUAUUGGCUCUUUACAAGUCAAUGAUGUUGAGACAGAAUUGUUCUCCACAGUGACAGGAAGGGAGGUAGAGCAGCCAGACUUCAGCACAGGCAAAUACUGGGCCAGGAACAUACGAGAGCCAGUUUCAUUUGAACAGGCAGUGAGAUCAGCAGCCAAAGUGAAAAAGAAUGUAGUCUUUGUGGAGAUUGGCCCUAGAAGGGCUCUACAAAGAAACAUCCAGGAGACGCUGGGAAAUGACACCAUAGUUCUGUCCUCAGUGCAGCCAGAUAAAGAUCAUGAGACAAUGCUGAAUACUGUGUCCAAACUGUUUGAGUUGGGGGUUCAGGUAGACUGGGAUCAGUUCUACAGAGGCCGUGAGGCUUCACCAACACCUUUCCCAAGGUAUCAGUUUGAUUCUACUCGGAGAGAUGUUAUCAUUGCUGCGUCAAAGGUACAUCAUACAUCAGGUAAUCAUCCUGUGCUAACUCCUACAGCUAGCGAUAGCAAUACCUUCAGUUGUGAUCUGUCUUCUGAUUCAGUAUCCUACCUGCAUGAGCAUAAACACAACGGUGUUGCCAUAAUCCCUGGUGCCUUCUAUACUGAGUUGGGUUUGGCUGCCUUCAUGGCCAGUGCCAAACCAAAAGUUCCACUCAACACACUGCAACUCAGUGUCAGUUUUCAGAGUCCCUAUGUUUUCACACAGAAUGCACCAGAGAUUAAAGUGCAACUUGAACCAGCAGUGGAUGAGACCCAUUUUAAGAUAUAUUCUCCCUCCACAAACCAUGCAUCAGGCACAAUAACAUCCAAGCGAGGACAGCUAGCUGAAGAGCAGAACAUUUCGCUAAGCUCUAUCUACAAAAGAUGCAAUUCAGUGUUGAGUUCUGAAAAGUUCUACACUAAAAUUGCUCUGGGUGGGUUUCAGUAUGGCACUGUUUUCCAGAACAAGGGGGAUGUACACUAUGGUGAAGAGUUUAAGGAGGCUUUUUCAGUUGUCACAGUUCCAGAAGAAUUGCUGUCUCAGUUGCAUGAAUACUGCAUUCACCCUGUAGUGUUAGACUUCCUGAUGCAACUUGCUCCUGUUACAGUAGCAUAUAGAUCCUCUUCAAGGCCCGGGUUUCCUGUCAAAAUAGGCAGCUUGACAGUGUUUGAACCCCUGCAAGAGGAAAUGAUUGUGUAUCUGAAAGCAAUUGAUGAAGGCUAUGAUCACUUUGAGGUAUGUGGUUGCUUUACAGACAAAGUGGGAAGAGUUUUGGUUGAGCUUAAGCAUGUGAUGAUCACGUAUCUUGGGAGCCGCUCUCAUGUUGUGGAAGAAUACUUCUUCCACAAUGACUUCAAUGUUGUCUGUGAGGAUAUCAAUUCCUCUAAUGCCAGUGAGGCACCAAAGGCCUUGGUCUUUUCUGACCAGGUAGGCCUUCCAAAAGCCAUGCAACCACACUUAAGUUCACAGUCUAGAUACAUCUCCUUCACACAAUCUAAGGAGGUCUUGAGCCAUGGAUUUCCUACACUCCUGGCAAACCUUAAUAUCACAGAUCUCAACAAACACUUCCAGGAGGUCUUAUUUGUGUGGGGUCAGGAAGAUGUUACUUCACUGAAAACUGAGUAUGUUCUGGAGAAUAUGGUAAGCUGCUGUGAGAUGUUCAGGAAAAUUGUCCUGGCACUGAGGGCCAUGCAAUUUGCAAAUUCCAUCAGAGUAAUAACCUACCGGUCAGCAGAGAACACAGUGGACCACAUCAGCGCAGGCUUUGUCCUGUCAGGCAUGACUAGAUCGUGUGCUGCAGAAAUGGAUAACCUUUCCUUCCAGCUGAUUGACAUCAACUCUGUCUCUACAGAGGACAUGAGAGCUCUGUCUCAGGUCUUAAAGUCAUACCCUUGCAAAAGAUACCCAGAGUUGGUUGUGAAAGGUGGGCUGAUUUGGAAACCUGAUAUUGUACAUACUCCCAUUGGCAGCAUUGAGAGCACUGAGGGAAGGAUUUUCUCUUCAAUGUCUGAGCCAUGCAUCUUUCAGACAAAUGACCCCUGCAGAAUAACUAGCUUGUCUGCUAUUCCCUGUGAUGUUGAUGAUACAAACAUCCAUGAGCAAUCAGUCAAGAUUCAGCUCAGUAAGAUAUGUGUUCAUUCCUCAGACUACUAUCCUGUCAGUGUCUCUGAUCUGAACUAUGGUCAGACAAUAUACUGGAAGAAUCACACAUCUCAGAAGCACCAGCUUCUUGCACUUGACUUCAGUGGUACUGUCACAGCUGUAGGGAAAGAUGUGAACACACUGAAAGUGGGAGACCAUAUAGUAUCAUGUUAUCCCAUUGCUGCAUCUUCUAAGAUUGUGAUUCCUGAAGCAGCAUGCUACAAGACAAAGAGGCUCACAUUUCUGAAAGAGGCUCCUUGUGUGUCCUACUUUGUUCUGGCAUGGGAAAUACUGCACAGACUGUUACCUAGAGUCAAACAUAGAAGGUUGAGCAUCAUCUCCUCUGUUCCUGACUCUAGUCUGCUGAAGGUCCUAAUCCAAACAGCAAACAAAUCAGGAUGGAAUGCCAUUGUAGGGACACCGUGCAAUGGGAUGUUUGUUGAUGCAAUUCUCCUCCUUCCACCAUUUGAUAAAUCUCUGUUGGCAGAAGCCAGCAAUUGUCCUGAUGUCAGACAUGUUGUCAUUGUCUGUGAAUCCCAGUCCCAAUGCUUGCUUGAACAGAGUGUUUUCCAGAAUGUUAAGGAUAGUGUUCACAUACAGACUCUUCAGAUGUCCAGCAUCUUACAAAGGGGAUCACUCAUUGCCAAGAGGCCACACAUUUAUCGUUUGCUCAAAUCCACGCAAUUGGACAGGAUAUCAUUUUCUCUAGAGACCUCUACAUUUCAGAAAAUGUCAUCCGGUAGCAUUGACUUCCUGUCUGUUGAGGAAUCUGAGUCGUACUUCAGCUCAAAGACCCUGUCUGGUGUGGUACUGAGUAAAGAUGAUUCCAAAGGCACACUGUCCAACAUUCAGUUGCUGCCUAAACCAACCUCUCUUUUCCAGAAGAAGUCUGUGUACAUUGUCACAGGUGGUCUCUCUGGGCUGGGGUUUGAAACAGUGAAGUUCCUUUCCCAGAAAGGUGGAGAGUACAUCGUCAUACUCUCCAGAAGUAGCCCCACACCAGACAUACAGCAGGAGAUAGUCCUUCUGGAGAGACAAUGGACUGUCCAGAUUGUAUGGAUGGGAUGUGAUGUCUCUGUUUCUGAGCAUGUGCUCAGAGUGAUUGGUCUCAUUGGUCAGAAGUUUCCCUCUUGUCCAAUCAAAGGGGUGUUUCACAGUGCAGUCGUCCUGCAUGAUGGGUUGAUUGAAACCCUUGACAAAUCCCACUUCGAGAAAGUCCUAAAGCCCAAGGUGAAUGGAGCGCUGAAUCUGCACCACGCCACAAAACACUGUAAGUUAGACUACUUUGUGUGCUACUCUUCCAUCUCUUCUUUCCUUGGCAAUGCCUCACAAACAAACUAUGCAGCAGCCAAUUCAUUCCUGGACUACUUCUGUCACUAUAGACGGAAUAUUGGACUAUCUGGGCAAUCCAUCAACUGGGGAGCUUUGAACCUUGGUCUCCUGCUUAACAAGGAUCAUUUACACAGGUUUCUGGAGAGAAGGGGAUUGAUGGUGAUGGAUGUUACAGAGAUUCAUGAGAGUUUGGAACAAUGCCUCUUGCUAAACAAACCCCAACAGGUUGUAUGUAGGUUUCACGUCAAGAACAUGAUGAGCAAUGUCCUCUCUCAAAAUGCAUCAUUGACCAUGCGUAUGACUGCAUUAGUGGAUGAGGCAGUGCAAAAACUCAAAUUCCAAAAGUCACAGUCUGAACAUACUUCUGUGCCAUCCUCCCCAAGUGAAUACAUCAGGUCUGUACUCAGUCAAACAAUUGGUGUUGACAAGAAUGAGUUAGAUUACGAUUCUCCUCUCUCUGCCUUAGGCAUUGACUCAAUGCUAGCCAUGACCCUGCAGAACCUCAUCUUUCAGGAUAGGGGUGUGAAUGUGCCUCUGGUUACAUUGCUGGACCCCAAUGGGACACUGUCUACAUUGGUAUCAAUGUUGAUGGAGAGUACUGAGGGUGAAUCUCAGAAUGAUGAUCAGAAAGAGGACAUGACCGAUGACAUGUUCACAAGACUAUAGAGAUUUUAAUUUAACAUUUAUAGUUAGAGGUGGCCGGUAGAGACAUAUCCUGAACCUAGAGAGUAUGCCUUCCAAGUCUGGGUGUAUUCCCACCUGUAGCAGUGACUGCCCAGGUAUGUUUAUAGUCAGUAAUCCCACAGGUAAAGAAAGAUGUUUUGGACCAAAGACUCCAUACUAUUUCUCCCUGAUGUUUAGAAGAUCCAAGCAACUAUAUUUGUGUAAAUAUAUUUCUGUAAUAAUGAUGUUUUAACACUUUUUAAUAUGUUUAUCUGUUAGGAUAUUACUUUAUUCUUAUAUUAAUCUUAAAAACACGUACUAAUCUGUAAUGAAUUUCUUCUGUAAAAUUUUAAAUAAAAUGAUUUCAAAUGAA
Molecule: messenger RNA, 6997 nt
Organism: Salmo salar (Atlantic salmon)
Lineage: Eukaryota; Metazoa; Chordata; Actinopteri; Salmoniformes; Salmonidae
Biological process (GO): fatty acid biosynthetic process
Molecular function (GO): 3-oxoacyl-[acyl-carrier-protein] synthase activity; fatty acid synthase activity
Source: RefSeq, a predicted model, not a curated record